GAAUCAAAUAUCAGAAAUUCAUUAUCUAAACCUCGUUCUAUUUGACCUUAUUGUCCCAACAGUUCUUAAGGCGAACAGAUAAGAAAGUUCCUAAACUUGUGCAGAUCUCCAACCAAGCUUCACCGGAUAAAAAACUGAUCAGAUCCGCAUAAUCUCGAUCUCUGUCACCAUUUCAAAUUAAUUUGAAUCUGGAGAAUUUUUUUUGGUCCUAAGGAAGCGUGCUUUUACUUGUAGAUCUGAGCAGUUAUGGCUUCCUCUUCUGUCAUCCCCACAAAAGAAAAGUAUGAUGUCUUCAUCAGUUUCAGAGGCCAGGAUACUCGCAAGACUUUUACCAGCCAUCUUGAAACUGCUCUGAUAAGGAGGAAAGUGGAAACCUACAUUGAUUACAGACUGGAGAGAGGAGAUGAAGUGGGACCCGCCCUUCUAAAAGCAAUCGAGGAAUCAAAGAUUUCCUUGAUCAUUUUCUCGGAAGGCUAUGCUUCUUCCGCGUGGUGCUUGGAUGAACUUGCUCAUAUACUGGAAUGCAGGGAAAAACAUGGACGAUAUGUUAUACCUAUUUUUUACGAUAUAGAACCAUCACAAGUGCGCUACCAGACUGGAAGUUAUGAGACUGCAUUUGCUCAACAUGAACAAUGGUUGAAGGACGACAAGACGGACAAGGUGGCCAAGUGGAAGGAAGCUUUAGUAAAAGCAGCCAAUCUAUCUGGGUCUCAUUCAGCUUCAAGAACUGCUCGGGAUGAUUCCGAUUUAGUUGAGCAAGUAGUCAGAGAUGUGUUGACCAAAUUGAAUCGUGAAUCAUCAACCGAUUUAACUGGUCUGAUUGGAGUUGAAGGCCGCAUGCAGAAAAUUUUAUUGGAAUUAGACAUCAUCCCAGAAGAUGUUCGUGUUCGCUCUGUAGUUAUCUGGGGUAUGGGUGGUAUCGGCAAGACCACGCUGGCUGAUGCUGUAUAUCAUGGACUCUCUUCUCAAUUCGAAGCUCACUGUUUUCUUGCAAAUGUUAGGGAACGAUCAGGUACCAAAGGAGCUUUCUCUCCUGAACUGUAUCUUUUGCGAAAUGAACUUCUUGGAGAAUUACUAGGGGACAGGAAUUUAGCUAUCCAUCCUCGUACUAUAGGUGAUGUUUACAAAGAGAGGCUCCGCAGUACAAAAGUCCUUGUUGUCCUCGACGAUGUGAAUGAUUCAAGCCAAUUAACAUUUUUAGCUGGAGAAGUUCCAUUUGGCCGAGGAAGUAGAAUAAUUAUAACAACUCGAGAUAAGCGACUAGUUAAGGUCCUUGAGGAGACUCUACUAGUGAAGAAAGUAGCUGACCAUGAUGUUAAGAUCUACGAGGCAGAGAAAUUAGAUGAAGAUGAAUCUCUUCAGCUCUUCCAUUUAAAUGCUCCCACAUAUUCCACGGAAAGUUCAGUAUCUUCAGAGGAGGUGGUAGAUCAUGAUGUUGAGAUGUACGAGUUGGAGGAAUCAUUUAAAUCUCAUCAGCUCUUCCAUUUAAAUGCUCCCACAUAUUCCACGGAAAGUUCAGUAUCUUCAGAGGAGGUGGUAGAUCAUGAUGUUGAGAUGUACGAGUUGGAGGAAUCAUUUAAAUCUCAUCAGCUCUACCAUUCAAAUGCUCCCAGAUAUUCCGUGGAAAGUUAUUUAUUUUCAAAGAAGGUGAUAGAUCGUGCUGCUGGCAUUCCAUUAGCCAUCAACAUUUUGCGUUCAUUAUACCUUAAAUCGAAAGGACCGGAACAGUUUUGGGAUAAAUUGAAAAAGUUUCCCAAUGAAGGACUUCAGAGCGUGUUGCUCUGUAGUUUUGAAGGAAUAGAAGAAAACGAGAGGGAGAUAUUCCUUGAUAUUGCAUGUUUUCACAAAGGGGAGAAACUUUGUGAUGCAAAAAGAAUAUUAGCUGCCUGUGGUUUAUUUCCGGAUGAUGGAAUUGAAAGUCUCAUUUAUAUGUCUCUCAUAUCAAUCAAAGAUGACCGCAUAUGGAUGCACGAUGAAAUACAAGUAAUGGGUUGGAAGAUUGUCCACAAAGAAUGUGCUACAGAUCCGGGACAGCGCAGUAGGCUGUACACUUUUGAGGAUGUCUGUGAUGUAUUGGAAAGGAGGAAAAAGGGAACUCCGGCAGUUCAAUGUAUAUCCCUGAAAAUGGUAAAUAAUGAAGAGGUACUGUUGAGUCCUAAAGCCUUCAAAAAGAUGUAUAAUCUGAGAUUCCUUGAGCUUGGUUCGGUUGAUAUAAAUCUCGACGACAACACAGAUCUUGAAUGUCUUCCUGAUGCCCUUCGAUUUAUAAGCUGGCCUAGAUGCCCUCUGAAAUCUUUGCCAUCAAACUUUUCUCCAAAAAAUCUUGUGGAUAUUCAUAUGCCUUGGAGCAAACUCCAAAGACUUUGGAAUAAACGCCAGAAUCCUAAGAACUUGAGAAGGAUUGAUCUCUGUCGUUCAUUGGAGCUGACUGAAAUUCCUGAUCUGUCGAAGUGUAUAAAUAUUGAGAGUAUUAAUCUUAAAGGAUGUAGGAGUUUGGUUGAAAUCACUUCAGAUUUUGGUAAUCUUACCAAGCUUACUUAUCUGAAUCUGAGAGGAUGCUCAAAAUUGAGAAAAAUUCCAGAGCUACCAUGCACGAUGGAAUUCUUAGAUUUAAAUGAAACUGUACUAGAGGAAUUGCCUUCAUCAAUUUGGUCUAUGGAAAAACUUCUUGAGUUGAGUCUUCAUAGAUUUAAGUGCAAUAUUCCGAAUGUCCCUUGGAACCUCAUGUCUCUCACAUCUCUUAUUUUGACGGGGACGGGAAUUGAACAGCUACCCUCAUCGAUUGGAAAUAUUGUUGGACUCAAAACAUUAGACUUGACUUGGUGCAAGAGCCUUGAGUUUGUCCCAGACGACAUCUACAAGCUGCACCUUCUUGAGCAUUUCUUGCUUCCACACUGUUGGCAACUAAAAAAAUUACCUCUCUCAUCUACCAGUCUCUGCAAGUUAAUAUGUCUAGACCUUGAUGACUGCAAAUUGUUGGAAGAAAUCCCCGACGGCCUCAUUUGCUCAACCUCAUUGAAAAGGCUAAAUCUACGUGGAAACGGGAUGAUUGUGACCAUACCUGAGACCAUCAAAUUAGCUUCUGGGCUCUGGUAUCUAAGCAUCAAGAAUUGCAAGCGCCUUCAGUCUAUACCAGAACUCCCCAGUCAUCUAAACGAGUUGAAUGCAGAUGGUUGCACAGCAUUGAAGACAGUUUCAAGAACAGAACAGAAACAAUGUUUGGAUGAACGACUUGAAUCAGAGAAACAUACAUAUUGUGGUUGCGUAAAUUUGGAUGAUAAUGCAAGGAGCAGCAUAAUGGCAGAUGCGCAGAUUAGAAUUAGGCGAAGGGCUGCUUCUGAUCCUGGGCCUGAUUACUAUGGUAGAACACCACUUGCCUGUAUCCGAAUGUGUCCGGGAAAUGAAAUUCCAAGGUGGUUCAGCUGUCAAACACAGGGAUCUUCAAUAAAUAUUAAGCUUCCUCAGAAUUGGUCCUAUAACUUUUUGGCUUUCGCUUUCUGCGUUGUUGUUACAAUCCCUAAAUCAUCUUAUCUGAAAAAUCUUUGUAAAUCCAUUCUCACAACCAACAAUGGUGAAAGGCAUCGUUUAGAGUUCAAUUUUGACACAUUUUGGGUUGGGGUUCUUGGGGCGGAGAAUUCAGAUCACAUCUUGGUGUGGUACAGAAGAAUUCCAAAACCUGAAGAUAGGCAGCGGGCGACCGAAGCUUCUUUUGACUUCCCUGCGGCGCAGUGUGCCACCGAAGCUUCUUUUGACUUCCCUAUAGAACUUUAUCAUUUAAAGGGUCGUGCAUUUAACGAUCCUAGUAAUCGAAUUGAGGUGAAAAGGUGUGGGGUCUGCUUUCUAUAUCCCCAAUGGCAAGAUGAUGAUGCUCUGAAAUUUGAAGUCAUUAAUCCACAACAAGUUACUACAACUAGGAAACGCGGCCGCUCUGAGGAUGAAGCUAGUGGAAGUCAAAUGUCUGGUCACUUUGAUCGUGGAAGUCAAACUUAUUGUGAGUAUUGAUAGUGGAAGUGAACUUUCUCCUUAUUAAUCUUGCAGUGAAGCUUCCAAAGCCCGACUGAAGGUUUUCAAAACUGUCACCUGACUUUCUCGCCCGACUUCAUUUUUACGUUCUGUUUAUGUUGAUUUCCAUAGCAUAGAUAGCGAAACAAGUAGCUUUCUAUAUGAAUACAUGUUUUUGUCAAGUAAUUAAAACUCCAUCUAUUCUUGCACAAAUUUUUGUAAAUCGAUCUUUUGGUUAAUCCAUGCCCUUUAUUGGUGUAAUUUGCAA
Molecule: messenger RNA, 4270 nt
Organism: Rosa chinensis
Lineage: Eukaryota; Viridiplantae; Streptophyta; Magnoliopsida; Rosales; Rosaceae
Product: disease resistance-like protein DSC1
Exons: 6
Coding region: 247-4002 (1251 amino acids)
Biological process (GO): defense response; signal transduction
Molecular function (GO): ADP binding
Source: RefSeq, a predicted model, not a curated record